GAGAGAAGCGACGAUGGCUGCUCAAGUCGACGUCGAGGCCUCGGCGCCCAACGCUCCGAUCAAUAUACUUCUGGGGAAGCCUACGUUGCUGGCACGGGUGGUAGCCUAUGUAGGGUCUGUGGAUACACGGCUGCUGGUGUGUAUUAACCGGAACUGGGCUAGGGAAAUGAUGAAGCCGUCGGUGUGGGAGAUUUCGGCUGGGGUGCCGUACGAGCCGCUGCUGACCAACUGCUUCCGUCGCGCCUCCAAUUAUUGCUACCGAGAAGUGGACGCGCCCUCCCCCAAUGUGAACCGACGAGGGUCGCCCCCUGCCAUUCGGGCUUGCUUACUGAAUGAACGUACAUCUAUGCGGGAAUACGUUCAUGACUUAAAACUGAUGACUGCGGAAAACGAGUGGUUUGAUAAGUCCCCACGGACUUUCAGUCUGGAUGGCGUACCGGAACUAAAGAACGAGGUGCAUAAGAACCCUCGCACGGCGUUUGAGAAUCCAGGCCUACUAAGCAGCCGAUUCAGUCGAAGUCAAGAAGCACGACUAGUUUCAGGCGAUAUUGAUCAAGAGCGUGCUAGCUUCUAUUUGUGGUCGCUCGAGAAGCAACACCUACGCGCUUCCAUGUCUCAAACCAAUGCUUCAUGCUACGAUGUGUGCGACGAAGCGCUAGCAGUUGGUUGCACCGAUGGUGCGGUCAAGAUUUGGAGCUUUUCCUCGCUUGAAAGUCGCAACCUCGAUACAACGUCGUUGGUGAGCGCUUCACCUACAACUUCGAUAUCCCAUCGUUCCAGUCUCGGAAUGGUUCCAUUCAUUAGGACGCGUGCGAAGGACAAAGUGGUUAACGUUAAAAUUGACCACAAUGAUGGCUCUUUCCUGCAUCUAGCGACAUCGACAGAGAAGGGAGAAGCUAACGUUUGGGAUGUCACAAAGGGAGAAAUCGUUGUAUCCAUCCCGUCCAGUAAGAUACACAAGUCCAUGCUUCCGCGAUCGCAGAGAGAGACUGCCCCGCAGAUCACGAGUUUGAUGCUGCUACGUAACACACUCGUAUGUGGUACAUCGUGUGGUCUCAUUCGUGUCUUUGAUGUGCGCAGUAGCCGCCUCACACACCGACUCGCAGGUCACCCAGGCGCUGUCGUCAACGCAGAUACUAAAGGACGAGUUUUGUGGUCUGCUGGUAACGAGGGCACAGUUCGAUGGUGGGGUGGAAAGAGUGCGAAGAUUUUGUCGAAAUCAGCCUUGUGCGAAGGUUCCAUCUCGGCGCUGGAGAUGGAUGAGACAGUGGUUGUUGCUGGCUACUCCGAGCAGGGUAUGGAAGCCUGGGAUGUGAGAACCCAGCAGUCAUUGUGUGCAUUUAGCAAUCGGGAGCAUGGGGGUGUUAAAGCCCUUCAGUUUGACAACCGCAAGCUAGUUAGUGUGUCAUCGACCGGCAAGGCGGCACUCUGGAGGUGGUAUGAGCCUAAUCCGGUGCGAUGGUUUGAACCACCAAAUGCCUCUGCACGCUUCAUCUCGACAAAGUUUAACGACCGGCACCUCGUGUUCGGUACCGACUGCGGAGAGCUUGUGGAUUACGACCGACUCGCUACGGUUUUGUAG
Molecule: messenger RNA, 1582 nt
Organism: Phytophthora infestans T30-4
Lineage: Eukaryota; Oomycota; Peronosporomycetes; Peronosporales; Peronosporaceae
Exons: 6
Coding region: 14-1582 (522 amino acids)
Molecular function (GO): protein binding
Source: RefSeq, a predicted model, not a curated record